AUGCAGCUGAAAUCUGGCUGUUUUCUGCAGCAUCUGAGCUUAGAUCAAGUUAACUGCUAGAUGUCAGUAAGAAAUACUCUGGCACUGGCAGAGUAUUUCCAGGUCUUGACUGUUCAUCGAAAGAAUUACCUGAACACUCCGCUCUGGACCAGACUCCCGGCUGAGGGCCAGCGCUCAGGGCUGCUGCCCAUGGGACUCGGGGAGGAAGGAGAGGAGCCAACUGCGGGAUGUAGUGCCUUUGAAGCCACAAGGUUUCUUUCCAACAUCCAGAAAGAACUUAAGAAGAUAUUCAAGGACUUGGAUAUUUCUGAAGAUGAGCAACUAAACUGCAGGGAAUUCAGGAUGUUCACAGUCUUCUGCACUGACAAACAACAACAAAACAGGAAGGGGAUCUGA
This is a messenger RNA of Apaloderma vittatum (bar-tailed trogon), 396 nucleotides long. RefSeq names its product EF-hand calcium binding domain 9 (gene EFCAB9). Gene Ontology annotation, cellular component: cytoplasm; sperm principal piece. The transcript is spliced from 4 exons. The record is from RefSeq and is a predicted model, not a curated record. NCBI's taxonomy places the organism in Eukaryota, Metazoa, Chordata, Aves, Trogoniformes, Trogonidae. Gene Ontology annotation, biological process: flagellated sperm motility. Gene Ontology annotation, molecular function: calcium ion sensor activity.